ACAUGCACACACCACCCGCACUCCCUCGCCGUUUCCAAGGCGGCGGCCGCGUUCGCACCCCAGGGUCUCACCGGCAAGGGAAGGAUAAUGGAUGACAGCAGCAUCAAAGAGCCUCUGGAGUUACUGGUGCGCCUUGAGGCACCUGCCUUUCUCUCCUGUUUCCAGCCCUUCAUUGGGAGAGCCACAAAGAAUGCUUUUCCCUCAGUGUCCCUGAGCUUCCCUUUAAGAAUAUUGUCUCCCAGAAAGCUAGCUCCUAGUCGUAGAGACAGCCUCAGCUCCAGGAGACUGGGCCAGAUAUGGAUUUCCAAGAAAUUCACUCAUUUUAGAAUCAGCAGGUCCCUUCUUACUAAUACUGGGUGCUUUGUAGUAGGUCAGCACUAACCUUUGAAAAGAACAAGAAACUGGGUGUGGUACAUGCACGCAAUCCCAGUACUCCAAAGGCUGAGGCAGGAGGAUUUUGAGUUUACUUAACCUUUUUUGACCUAUCUAGCCUCAGUAAACUCAGUUGAAAGGGCACGUGUUAAAACCGGACCUGAAUCUACAAGUCUUAAUGGUCCUGAGCCGCUCACAUCAUGGUUUGUGUCUGGUGCUGUCUUAAGGCAACUUCUUAAGAAAACCGUUGCUCGCCUAAGGAGCCUCAGCAGGGGAAAAUCAGAUUCAAGCCAUAAGGCUUUUUCUAUAGCCGGAGAACAGGGUUCCUCGGGCUUCCGAGGGAUAGAGUGGGGAACGGGACUUUAGGAGAGGUUGCGAUGGGAAAUGGUCCCCAAGUCCUGAGUGGUUGUUUUCUUCCCACUGACCAAAGCUGGAGAGGGAGCUCUCAGGAGGGUGUGCUCCGGAUUUCUUGCCUCAGGCCCAGGACUCCAACCAUUUUAUAAUGGAAUCUUUAUUUUGUGAAAGUAAGUAUGUGCAUAGCUGGGAAAGUGGGUAAAAUACUAACCUAGGCGAACUUUAGGGAUGAAUUUUAGGGUCUCUCUCUCUCUUUCUCUCUCUCUCUUCCAUGUUUAGGCCUUUGCGCAUAUACCCAUGCAUGUUCAUGUUAGCAGAUAAUAUAGACGGCUGUGAUGUUUAUCCCAGUAGGUAUGUUCUCUUUAUGUGUAUCUAUAUGUGUGAUCUGUGUCUGUGUGUUUAUCUACAUGUGUUUUGAUUUCAUUCAUUUAUAUGUACAGGAGGCUGUGGGGAGGGGGGAUUUUUGAAGGCACUCAUGUUUUCAAGUAUGUUAUUGGAUCUAAAAAAAAAUUUUAAAAAGCAUUUUUACAAAGCAUGUUAUCAACAAGUUGAAAUUGACAAGCUUAAGAUAACUGACAUUUAGCUCUUGAGAGAAGUUUGGCUGAAUUUAGAAAGCCUAAUGAGCCCCCACUGAAGCAGUGACUCCUGACUGGCCAAGCAGUAGCCAAGGACUUGGUAUUCAACAUGUUUGUGAUCCUGCCCCCACCUCAGCCACUACCAGCUUAGACAAGUAAUAUAACAUCUUUUGUGCCCCCUAAUCCAAAAAAAAAAAGGAAAUAAUUUUUCAGCACCUAUUUUAUACGGUGAUUGGUGAUUGUGAAGCUUAAAGGAGCAUACAGACUAACACCUGAUACAAGUAUCCAGUCAGUAAUUAGUAGCCAGCUGCUAUCCUUAUUGCUACUAAUAUUACCAAUAGAUUGGGGCAGUUCCAGAUCCCUCUCCUACAGAUUCCAAAGCUGCUCCUGGGAGCUCUCGGGAGAGCAGUAGGUAAAAAUGUCCCUUACCACCUCCUCAGAUCCCUGUUCUCUGUUCUACCCUGGCCCGCCCAGUAGUGGGUGAUGCUCUUCCCGUCAGGCACAGAUAAAGGUAGGGUAGGCCAGACUCGGCUGCUGAGCUCACGGAAGUGAGAGUCAGCAAGGGGCACCCGGCUGCUGUGGCACAAGGUAGGGUGCUCAACAUUCAAGCCUACCUCACACCUGGCUAUAGAACAAAUGUUUGUGAUGUUUAACUGAAGUUUUUCUUAAACAUUAGGUAGUGGACUAUAGAUGGCUUCAGCCCAAGCUUUACCUGCCAUCCGUUCUCUCCUCCAAGGUAGCGGGGACUCAUCUCUGGAGAAGGAGUUCCUUGGGGCCCCAGUGGGGCCCUCGGUGAGCACCCCAAACAGCCAACACUCUUCACCCAGCCGCUCGCUCAGUGCCAACUCCAUCAAGGUGGAGAUGUACAGCGAUGAGGAGUCGAGCAGACUGCUGGGGCCGGAUGAACGGCUCCUGGAUAAGGAUGACAGUGUGAUUGUGGAAGACUCAUUGUCAGAGCCCUUAGGCUACUGCGAUGGAAGUGGGCCAGAGCCUCACUCCCCUGGCGGCAUCCGGCUACCCAACGGCAAGCUCAAGUGCGACGUCUGCGGCAUGGUCUGCAUUGGGCCCAAUGUGCUCAUGGUACACAAGCGCAGCCACACUGGGGAGAGGCCCUUCCACUGUAAUCAGUGUGGUGCCUCCUUCACACAGAAGGGCAAUCUGCUUCGCCACAUCAAGCUGCACUCGGGGGAGAAGCCCUUCAAGUGCCCCUUCUGCAACUAUGCCUGCCGCCGGCGUGACGCACUCACUGGCCACCUCCGCACACACUCAGUCUCCUCCCCCACCGUGGGCAAACCCUACAAGUGCAACUACUGUGGCCGGAGCUACAAACAGCAAAGUACCCUGGAGGAGCACAAGGAGAGGUGCCACAACUACCUACAGAGUCUCAGCACUGAUGCCCAAGCUCUGACUGGCCAGCCAGGUGAUGAAAUCCGUGACCUGGAGAUGGUGCCUGACUCAAUGCUGCACCCAUCGACUGAACGGCCAACUUUCAUUGAUCGUUUGGCCAACAGCCUCACCAAACGCAAGCGUUCCACCCCACAGAAGUUUGUAGGUGAAAAGCAGAUGCGCUUCAGCCUCUCAGACCUUCCCUAUGAUGUGAAUGCCAGCGGUGGCUAUGAAAAGGACGUAGAGUUGGUGGCACACCAUGGCCUGGAGCCUGGCUUUGGAGGGUCUCUAGCCUUUGUGGGUACAGAGCAUCUGCGUCCCCUCCGCCUCCCACCCACCAACUGCAUCUCAGAACUCACACCUGUCAUCAGCUCUGUGUACACCCAAAUGCAGCCCAUCCCCAGCCGACUGGAGCUUCCAGGGUCCCGAGAAGCAGGUGAGGGACCGGAGGACCUGGGAGAUGGAGGUCCCCUCCUUUAUCGGGCCCGAGGCUCUCUGACUGACCCUGGGGCAUCCCCCAGCAAUGGCUGCCAGGACUCCACAGAUACAGAGAGCAACCACGAAGACCGGAUUGGUGGGGUGGUAUCCCUUCCUCAGGGUCCCCCACCCCAACCUCCUCCCACCAUAGUGGUGGGCCGGCACAGUCCCGCCUAUGCCAAAGAGGACCCCAAACCACAGGAGGGGUUACUGCGGGGCACCCCAGGCCCCUCCAAGGAAGUGCUUCGGGUGGUGGGUGAGAGUGGUGAGCCAGUGAAGGCCUUUAAGUGUGAACACUGCCGCAUCCUCUUUCUGGACCACGUCAUGUUCACCAUCCACAUGGGCUGCCACGGCUUCAGAGACCCUUUUGAGUGUAACAUCUGUGGUUAUCACAGCCAGGAUCGGUAUGAGUUCUCUUCCCACAUCGUCCGGGGGGAACAUAAGGUGGGCUAGAGACCUCUUUCCCCACAGCCUGCUCUCAGCCCGGCCCCCACCCUACUGCCCUACCUACAGGGGUCUAGCCCAAUUCCUGUUACACCCUAAGGAGUUUUGCGUUGUAGCCCCACCCACUGGCCGCCUCACUUCACACUUGACUCCAACCGUCUUUGCCUGUUCCCUUCUACCCUGACCGAUUUGAGCAUUUCGACAAGACAAGUCUCUUGCUUAUAUUUCUCCUUCUAACCUCUCUCCCCGGCACAUUUGCUUUUUAAAUUGACUUUAACUUGGCCUUUUCUUAGUUUACUGCAAUCUCUGGCCACUCCUUCAUUCUUCUGCCCAUGGCUCCCUUCUGCUCUAAGCCUAGAUUUUUUUUUAUUUUAUUAUUAUUAUUAUUAUUAUUACUUGUGUGUGUGUGUGGAUCCCACAUCCUCCAACAGCUCCAGGGGUUGGAAGCUCCUCUCUGUGCUAAGAGACGUUGGGCUUCUUGCUUUAAUCCUCACCCUUAUUUAUCUGACCCUUCACUUUUGAUGCUGAUACCUCCCAACGGCCCCACCUUAGCUCUGUGGCAUUAUUAUCUCCUCUCUGGGACCUUUCAGCCCGGCACUCCAUACCUCUCGUGCCCACUCACUUUAGGCAGCUUGCACUAUUCUUAAAUGAAUGAAGAAUUUCCUCAUUUGCAGGUAGGAGGGGCUGUAGAAACUCUCCCCAGGCACUGUGGACUGAGGGUCCUCUUGACCUCACCUGGGAAUCCGAGCUCCCUAAAGACUACAUUCAGGACCUCCCUCUAGGAUGUGAUACCACCCUUCCCUCUCCCUGGCUCACCCCUCAACACCACUCUGGUCUCAACUCGCCACUCUUGUCAGUUGGUGGCUUUUCUCUCCUUGGAAUGCCCCCAUUUUAUAUUCUCAGGGGCUAAGGCUAGACCUGCUACCCUUUCUCUGACACACAGAGAGAGCUGCAGGUACCUAGCUGAGAACCAGGGCAUGGGAAGGGGGAUGGGUAGAACUCUCUCCUCCACCUUUCAAACACUUACACUCCAGUGACCUUCCUAGGCUCUCAGGGACUCCUUCUGUCCCCAUAUUAUGAGAAACCAGCGGGUUGCUGCUCGAUGACCAGGGGUCUCUCAACCCUGUCAGUCACGCUGCCUUUUUCCUCCCUUCCAGCAGGACUCGCCGUCUCGUCCCCAGGCUCCUGGGCCCUGUUAUGAUCAAUGGCAGGGAGAAAGGGGAUGUCUCUUUUCUCUCUGCCAAUUUUCAGUAUAACCAAAAAAACUGUCCCAGGAUGAACUACACGUAUGUGCCCGUCAACCAUUCCACCCUUGUCCCAGCAAGAAUGGGACGGACACAGCUGGGAGUCACCUCCACUGCCCUUUCCAUACUUAGCUCCAGACACAGGGCAGGAGAGGCAGUCUUCUCUGGUGGUUGCAGACACUCUGGCUAUUCGGAUAAUCGAGGAUUCGUGAGACCAUGCAGGAGGAGGCAUAGCUCCAUUGCAGGUGGAAGUCUCUCUCUCUAAAGAGUUCCCUGCCAGGGCCACAACCAUCCCACUCUCUGCUUCUUUGAGAUUCAAACCAAAGGAUGUUUUUUCUAUAUUUAAAGAAAAGGAAAAAAAAAGAAAAGAAAAAAAAAAAAAACCAAACACAACACCUCAUAAGUUAUAGUCUUGGUCUUCACCCUCCCUUUCUCUUCCCUUCCGUCCAUCUUCCUUCCCACGUGCCCUUUCUUUAUCUCUUCUGCCUCUCCCUACUUUCCUCACUCCCUGUUAGGGACGUUGAGAGGCACGAGAAAGGGUGGGCUAGAUCAGAUCCUGGGACUGGGGCUCUUAAGCAUUCCGAAGAGAGUCGACUUUCUCCUAUCGGGAGAAGGGUAGUGGGGUGAAAACCACUCUUUUCUCUUCUUCCUUCGGCCCUGGCACUGCUUCCCAAAAGGACCAGAUUGGCAGAGAGCAGCUCUGUGGGGCUGUUCUUCCCUGACAAUGUAGCAAUAAGCAGGUGCUGCCAAAGGCAAGAGAAUGAGGUCUGAGCUCUGAAAGGAGUGGUCCCGAGACAAGGGAAGGGUCGCCACAACAGAGCCUUGGCACUAAUUCCUUCUUGGGCUGGCACACAGCUGAGGUUACUGUCUGGGCUUCUCCUCAACCAUUCUGGUUGUGAGCUCCCAUUAGACCCGCUCCCACCUCUUCUGUGUCUGCCCUGUAUUCGAGGACACCUCAGAAGGACUUAGUCCCUCUGAGGCGCUAGAGCCUUAGAGUGCCCCACCCCUCCCUUUGUUUAGUCAGUCUUAGCACCUGUGACCUCCCAGGAACACAAAGGACUAUGCUCCUCCGAGGCUAUGCUAACGCCCAUGAGAGCAGAGGUGGAAGGGACAAGACCAGGUGCUAGGGAGGAGGGGGCAUGGCGUCUCUCUCCAGCCCACCACUGCACUUUAACCAGGGUCUUAGGUACAAAAUGCUACUUUUCAGGGCCUUCCAGCUCUGGAACCUCAAACAUCCUCAUGCUCUCUCCCAGAUCCUUUUGCAUAAAAAAAAACAAAACAAAAAAACCAACAACAAAAAAAGUAAAGAAAAAGAAGAAAACAACAACAAAAAACAAAAUGCCAAAAUCCACACAGAGAAAAGAGGUGUUCUCUCUCUCUCUUUUUUUUAUUACUCUUAAAAAAACAACACCACAAAAAAGUGGAGGGAAGGGAGAGAAUUUCUAAAUAGACACUUUUCCAGACCUUUGUGUGUGUGUGUGUGUGUGUGUGUGUGUGUGUGUGUAUGUGUGUGUGUGUGUGUGUGUGUGUGUGUGUGUGUGUGUGUCAGUGUCCAAGCUGCAAGUGGAAUUUUAUAAUACUUCUGGCAGCUUCUUUCCUUGUGUAUAUAAUAUAUAUAUAUUUUUAAUCAGAAAUUAUGAAGAUCAAAAAUAGAAUAAACACAGAAGCAAGUGCAAUACCACCUCUCCUUCUCCCCAGAGUUCCUCUGUAGCCUGUUCGGUGUCCCCUUUGGCCCUUGACCCUUGACCUUGUCUCUCUUCCUCUGGUUCCUGACCUAUUCUCCCCUUCCCUCUUUUUAAAGAGUUUUUCUCUUUUCUCAAAGGGGGUUAAACCAGCUUUUGAGACUUACUGCAAAGCAUUUUGUAUAUGUAACAUACUGUAAGUAAAUAUUUGUGUAAUGGAGAAAUACUACUGUAAGUUUUGUACUGUACUGGCUGAAGGUCUGUUAUAAAUAAACACGAGUAAUUUAA
This is a messenger RNA of Mus musculus (house mouse), 6822 nucleotides long. RefSeq names its product IKAROS family zinc finger 4 (gene Ikzf4). The transcript has 7 exons. The record is from RefSeq and is a predicted model, not a curated record. Bases 1992 to 3617 code for a protein of 541 amino acids. Gene Ontology annotation, cellular component: nuclear body; nucleoplasm; nucleus. Gene Ontology annotation, biological process: regulation of DNA-templated transcription; protein homooligomerization. Gene Ontology annotation, molecular function: protein domain specific binding; zinc ion binding. NCBI's taxonomy places the organism in Eukaryota, Metazoa, Chordata, Mammalia, Rodentia, Muridae.